GUUGCGGAGCACAGGCUCCGGACGCGCAGGCUCAAGCGGCCAUGGCUCACGGGCCCAGCCGCUCCGCGGCACGUGGGAUCCUCCCAGACCGGGGCGCGAACCCGGUUCCCCUGCAUCGGCAGGCGGACGCGCAACCACUGCGCCACCAGGGAAGCCCUCCUCUUCUUUCUUAUAUGAAGGGUGGCAUGCUAUAAAUAUUUGUAUUUGCUUUUUUUACUUAACAGUAUGUCUUGAAAAUCACCCUGUAUCUGUUCAUAGAUAUCCUAUUCAUUUUUUAAAAAUUAUUUAUUAAAUUUAUUUAUUUUUGGCUGCUUUGGGUCUUCAUUGCUGCACGCAGGCUCUCUGUAGUUGCGGCGAGCGGGGGCUUUUUUUCUUUGCGGUGUGCGGGCUUCUCAUUGUGGUGGCUUCUCUCGUUGCAGGCUUCAGUAGUUGUGACAUGCGGGCUCAGUAGUUGUGGCGCACGGGCUUAGUUGCUCUGCAGCAUGUGGGAUCUUCCCGGACCAGGGUUCGAACCCAUGUUCUUAACCACUGUGCUACCAGGGAAGUCCCUCCUAUUCAUUUUUUAAAAAACAGUUUUAUUGAUAUAUAAUUUAUAUACCAUACAGUGCACCCAUUUAAAGUUUACAAUUCAUUGGUUUUUAGUAUAUUCACAGAGUUGUGCAGGUAUCACCACAAUCAAUUUUAGAACAUUUUUUUCCCCCAAAAGGAACCCUGUGUCUAUUAACACUCACUUCCCAUCACCUCCUCCCCCAGCCCUAGGCAUUCACUAAUGUACUUUCUGCCUGUGUAAAUUUGCCUUUUCUGGACAUUUCAUAGAAAUGGGAUCAUACGGUGUGUGGUCUGUUGCUGCUUCCUUCACUGAGCAUCAUGUUUUCAUGGUUCAUCUGUGUUGUCAGUACUCCAUUCCUUUUUAUGGCUGAAUAAUAUUCCAUUGUACAGAUAGACCACAUUUUAUUUAUCCAUUCAUCAGUUGAUAGACAUUUGGGUUGUUUCUACUUUUUCGUUAUUAUGAAUAAUACUGCUAUGAACAUUUUCUCACUAAUUUUGCAGCUGCAUAUUGCUUCACUGUGUGGUUGUAUCAUAGUUUAUUUAUUCAUCCACUCUAUUGUCUGUGGCCAUUUAGGUUGUUUCCAGUAUCUUGUAGUUGCAAACUGCUGUGGUGAAUAACCCUGUGGUAUGUAUUUUUAUGUUGUUCAAAGUACAUCUUCAGGGUAGAUUCCCAGAACUGCUGGGUUGAAAGGUAAGUGUAACAAGGUAACAAAGGUCAUUUUGUUAGCUAUUGUCAAAUUCCUCUCCAGAGAGUUUGUACCAAAUUGCAUUCCCACCAGUGAUGCCUGAGAGUAGUGCCUAUUUGCCCACAACCUCACCACUAGUGUGUGCUUUCCUGCCUCACUUUUGGCCAAUGUGGUAGAGGAGAAAUGGAGUUUCAAUGUCGUUUUAAUUUGCAUCUCUCUAAUUAUGAGUGAGUUCCAACAUUUUUUCAUAUGUUUGAGAGCCAGUUGUAUGUCUUUUUGUGUGCGUGUGAAUUGUUUGCUCAUGUCUUUUCCCCACUUUUCUAUCCGGCGUUUGUUUUUCUAUCCUUCGGGAUUUUUUUUUUUAAACUUUGGUAAAGUAUACUUAACAUGAAAUGUACCACUUUAACUGUAUUUAAGCGUGCAGUUCCAUAGCAUUAAAUGCAUCCACGUGGUUGUGCAAUCAUCACCAGCACCAACCUCAUCUUCCCAAAUGGAAACUCUGCCCACUAAACAAUACCUCCCCAUCCUUCCCUCCCGCCAACCUUGGCAACCACCAUUCUACUUCCUGUCUUUAUGAAUUUGCCUAUUUUAGGUACCCCAUAUAAAUGGAAUCAUAGUUUUGUUACUGGCUUAUUUCCCUUAACAUAAUGUCUUCAGGGUUAAUCCAUGUAGCAUGUGUCAGAGGGUCCUUCCUUUUUAAGGCUGAAUCUUAUUCACAAGGGUUCCAAUUUCUCCACAUCCUCGUCAGCACUUGAACCCUUGGAGAACUCAGAGCCCAUUGUGAAGGUCGUAGCUCUGAGCUCUGUUGGCAGUAGCAGUGGUCAUUUUAUUUUAUACAUGUGGAGCACGUGUUCAGUCUCUUCCAAGGCUCAUUUCCACUGCCUGCUGAGUCCUUUGGGGCCUUCUGCCAGCCUCUCAGGAGCCGUGUGGGCUGGCACUGCCCUGCCGGUGCUGGGCAGUGCUGAGCGGCGCUGGGUGGUGUGCUGAAGCCUCUGACUAUGAUUCGAAUCGCAGCCUUAAAUGCCAGCUCCACGGUUGAGGAUGAUCAUGAAGGAAGCUUUAAAAGUCACAAGACCCAGACAAAGGAGGCGCAGGAAGCAGAGGCUUUUGCCUUGUACCACAAGGCCCUGGAUCUGCAGAAGCAUGACCGGUUUGAGGAGUCCGCCAAGGCCUACCACGAGCUCCUGGAGGCACGCCUGCUGCGAGAGGCAGUUUCGUCUGGUGAUGAGAAGGAGGGGUUGAAACACCCUGGACUGAUGCUGAAAUACUCCACGUUUAAGAACCUGGCCCAGCUGGCCGCCCAGAGGGAGGACCUGGAGACAGCCAUGGAGUUCUACCUGGAGGCGGUCAUGCUGGACUCCACAGACGUCAACCUCUGGUAUAAAAUCGGACACGUGGCCCUGAGGCUCAUCCGGGUCCCCCUGGCUCGCCACGCUUUUGAGGAAGGGCUGCGGUGCAAUCCUGACCACUGGCCCUGCUUGGACAACCUCAUCACUGUCCUGUACACCCUCAGCGAUUACACCACUUGUUUGUACUUCAUUUGCAAAGCUUUGGAGAAGGACUGCCGCUACAGCAAGGGGCUAGUUCUCAAGGAGAAGAUCUUCGAGGAGCAACCGUGUCUCCGCCAGGACUCCCUCCGGAUGUUCCUGAAAUGGAAGCUGACCUUCUUUGGAGAGGUGGUUGAUGAGCAUGUAGGACAGAUGAUGAGUCCUGACAUGUCCAUCCACGAGGUGUCGGUGAGCGCGGCCGAGUCGCAGGCCAUCAUGGACGAGGCCCUGGGGCUUCGGAGGAGGCGGCAGGCGCUGACCAUGCACGAGAAGGAGCCAGACCUGAGGCUGGUGCAGCCCAUCCCCUUCCUCACCUGGAAGUGCCUCGGAGAGAGCCUGCUGGCCACGUACCACCACCUCACCACCUGUGAGCCCCCGCGGCCCAGCCUCGGCAAGAGGAUCGACCUGUCCGACUACCAGGACCCUGGCCAGCCCCUAGUGUCCUCUGCCGUGGUGGCACCUGUCAGCGUGAUCCAGCCGAGCCCCGUCAACGCCAACCCCGAGGUGACCGUGGCAGAGCCUGUGCUCUCUUACGCCCCCGUGGCCACGGCCAGCUUCCUGCUGCACAGCCCCAGCCUGUUGGAGACGGGCAUCCCCGCGGGUGAUGUUUCUGGGGGAGAUAAAUCCAAGAAAGGGGUGAAGCGGAAGAAGAUUUCUGAGGAGAGUGGGGAGACGGCGAAGCGGCGGUCUGCCCGCGUCCGAAACACCAAGUGCAAAAAAGAAGAGAAGGUGGACUUCCAGGAGCUGCUGGUGAAGUUCUUGCCAUCCAGGUUAAGAAAGCUGGACCCCGAGGAGGAAGACGACCCCUUUAGUAACUACGAAGUCCCGUCAGAAGCCAAACUGGAGAACUUCCCAAGCGUCGGGCCCCACAGGCUGUCCUUCGACUCAGCCACGUUCAUGGAAUCUGAGAAGCAAGACGUGCACGCCUUCCUUCUGGGGAACCUGAGCAACGGGGGCAUCCUGGAGCUCAUGAUGCGCUACCUGAAGAGCAUGGGCCACAGGUUCCUGCUGCGCUGGCCACCGGGCCUGGCAGAGGUCGUGCUCAGCAUCUACCACAGCUGGCGGAGGCACAGCGCCAGCCUGCCCAACCCGCUGCUCAGGGACUGUGGCGACGGGCACAUCCAGGACAUGAUGCUGAUGUCCCUCUCCUGCAUGGAGCUGCAGCUGGACCAGUGGCUGCUGACCAAGGGCCGGAACUCUGCAGUGUCUCCUCGGAACUGCCCUGCGGGUGUGGUGAGCGGCAGGUUCGGGCCCGACUUCCCGGGAGCCCACUUCCUGGGAGACCUCCUGCAGCUGUCAUUCGCCUCGUCCCAGCGGGACCUGUUUGAGGAUGGCUGGCUGGAGUUUGUGGUCCGCGUGUACUGGUUGAAGGCACGGUUCCUGGCGCUGCAGGGAGACAUGGAACAGGCCCUGGAGAACUAUGACAUCUGCACGGAGAUGCUGCAGAGCUCCGCUGCCACCCGGGCUGCGGCGGGAGCCGAGCAAAGAGACGUCGUGAUCCGCCUGCCCAACCUCCACAAUGACUCGGUCGUCUCCCUGGAGGAGAUCGACAAGAACCUGAGGUCGCUGGAACGGUGCCAGUCACUGGAGGAGACUCAGCGGCUGUACGAGGCUGGCGACCACCGGGCCGUCGUGCGCCUGCUCCGCCCCACCUUGUGCCCCAGUGGGUUUGACCGGGCCAAACACCUGGAGUUCAUGACAUCUGUGCCUGAGAGGCCGGCCCAGCUGCUGCUGCUGCAGGACUCCUUGCUCCGGCUGGAGGACCACCGGCAGUGCUUCGAGUGCUCUGACGUGGCUCUGAAUGAGGCGGUCCAGCAGAUGGUUAAUGCCACUGAGGCUGCCGCCAAGGAGGAGUGGGUGGCCACGGUAACCCAGCUGCUGCUGGGCAUCGAGCAGGCGCUCUCAGCAGACAGCAGCGGCAGCAUCCUGAGCGACUCAUCCUCCGCCGCUGGCCUCACCCGUCUCACCAACAACCUCAUCCAGGUCAUCGACUGCAGCAUGGCCGUGCAGGAGGAGCCCAAGGAGCCCCAUGUGUCCUCGGUGCUGCCCUGGAUCAUCUUGCACCGCAUCAUUUGGCAGGAAGAGGACAGUUUCCGCUCCCUGUGCCACCAGCAGCAGCUCCAGAGCCCGGCAGACGAAGUGACAGCCGAUCUGCCCAUGCUCCCCUCCUCCCUCAUGCUGCUCAACACGGCCCAUGAGUACCUGGGCCGGAGGGCCUGGUGUUGCAACUCCGACGGGGCCCUGCUGCGAUUCUACGUGCGCGUCCUCCAGAAGGAGCUUGCUGCAUCCACCUCUGAGGACACUCACCCAUACAAGGAGGAGCUGGAGACAGCCUUGGAGCAGUGCUUCUACUGCCUGUACAGCUACCCCAGCAAGAAGAGCAAGGCCAGGUACCUGGAGGAGCACUCGGCUCAGCAGGUGGAUCUGAUAUGGGAGGAUGCCCUGUUCAUGUUUGAGUACUUUAAGCCCAAGACCCUUCCUGAGUUUGACAGCUAUAAGACCAGCACCGUGUCCGCUGACUUGGCCAACCUUCUGAAGCGAAUUGCCACCAUCGUGCCCCGUACAGAGCGGCCAGCCCUGAGCCUGGACAAAGUCUCCGCCUACAUUGAGGGCACCUCUGCAGAGGUGCCCUGCCUCCCGGAAGGGGCUGACCCCUCCCCUCCUGUGGUGAAUGAGCUCUACUACCUCCUGGCCGAUUACCAUUUCAAAAACAAGGAGCAGUCCAAGGCCAUCAAGUUCUACAUGCACGACAUCUGCGUCUGCCCCAAUAGGUUUGACUCCUGGGCGGGCAUGGCCCUGGCCCGGGCCAGCCGCAUUCAGGACAAACUGAACUCCAACGAGCUGAAGAGCGACGGGCCCAUCUGGAAGCACGCCACACCCGUGCUGAACUGCUUCCGGCGGGCGCUGGAGAUUGACAGCUCCAACCUGUCCCUGUGGAUCGAGUUCGGCACCAUGUCCUAUGCCCUGCACUCUUUCGCCUCACGCCAGUUGAAGCAGUGGAGGCCCGAGCUGCCUCCUGAGCUUGUACAGCAGAUGGAGGAGCGGCGAGACAGCAUGCUGGAGACCGCCAGGCACUGCUUCACGUCGGCGGCGCGCUGCGAGGGUGACGGGGAUGAGGAGGAGUGGCUCAUCCACUACAUGCUGGGCAAGGUGGCUGAGAAGCAGCAGCAGCCGCCCACCGUGUACCUGCGGCACUACUGGCAAGCCGGCCACUACCUGCACGAGGAGGCGGCCCGCUACCCCAAGAAGAUCCACUACCACAACCCCCCCGAGCUGGCCAUGGAGGCCCUGGAGGUGUACUUCCGGCUCCACUCAUCCAUCCUGAAGCUCCUGGGGAGGCCCGACUCUGGGGUCAGUGCGGAGGUACUGGUCAGCUUCAUGAAGGAGGCUGCAGAAGGGCCCUUUGCCAGGGGCGAGGAGAAGAAUGCGCCCAAAGCCUCAGAAAAGGAGAAGGCCUGCCUGGUGGACGAGGACUCCCACUCUUCAGCUGGGACACUGCCGGGCCCCGGAGCCUCCCUCCCCUCCUCCUCUGGCCCAGGUCUGACAUCCCCACCUUACACAGCCACUCCGAUUGACCACGAUUACGUCAAAUGUAAAAAACCCCACCAGCAGGCAACGCCGGACGAGCGUAGCCAGGAGAGCACGGCCGUGGCGCUUUCAGACUCCAGCUCGACGCAGGACCUCUUCAAUGAGCCUGCCAGCUCCCUGGAGGGUUCCCAGAAGCCUUACACAGAGAAGAGGCCGCCCGCUCCCAGUUCCCAAGUAGGACCGCCUGGGAAAGACCUUCAGGGGGCUGCAGAGGAUAGAGGAAAAGCCGAGGAGUCCUCGGAGAGCACGGAAGGCUUCCGGGCCACAGAGCAAGGCAGCCAGAAGCCUGCUGCCGACCCCCCGGCCUCCGCUGGCACCCCUGCCAAGCCCCCAACUUCUGUGCCUGCCCCAUGGGAUGGGAGGAAGAGAGGGGACCCACUGGGGGAGCCAGCUGCCUUUCCCCAGGGGCUGCCUGCCGGUGCCGAGGAGCAGCGCCAGUUCCUCACGGAGCAGUGCAUCACCUCACUCCGCCUGUGCCUCAGCCGCUUCCCCCAGCACUACAAGAGUCUCUACCGCCUAGCCUUCCUCUACACCUACAGCAAGACCCACCGGAACCUCCAGUGGGCCCGCGACGUGUUGCUAGGUAGCGGUAUCCCGUGGCAACAGCUGCAGCACAUGCCGGCACAGGGGCUCUUCUGCGAGAGGAACAAGACCAAUUUCUUCAACGGCAUCUGGCGGAUCCCCGUGGACGAGAUCGACCGGCCGGGCAGCUUUGCCUGGCACAUGAACCGCUCCAUUGUGUUGCUGCUCAAGGUGCUGGCCCAGCUCCGGGACCACAGCACCCUGCUGAAGGUCUCCUCCAUGCUGCAGCGGACCCCGGACCAGGGCAAGAAGUAUCUGCGAGAUGCUGACCGCCAGGUCCUGGCUCAACGGGCCUUCAUCCUCACUGUGAAGGUGCUGGAGGACACGCUGAGUGAGCUCUCGGAGGGGUCAGAACGCACAGGGCCCAAGGCCUGUGGCUUCCCCGGAGCCAGGAUGACCACCGACGUCUCCCACAAGGCCAGCCCUGAGGAUGGCCAGGAAGGCCUCCCGCACCCCAAGAAGCCCCCUCUGGCUGAUGGCUCAGGGCCAGGGGCCGAGCCAGGGGGCAAAGCAGGCCCCCACAACCACCGGCCUGUGGCUGUGGACACAGGAGAUGGUGCAGACCAGGGCGGGGAGCAGAAGGACAAGGAGAGCCCCCGGGCAGGCCCCACAGAGCCCAUGGACACGGGGGAGGCCGCCACCCACGGCUUGGACUCGGAGCGGGCGCCACCCCUGCAGCCAGGCCGCCCCCCAAGAGACUGGGGCCCUGAGAGCCGGCCAGCCGAGCUGUCCCUGGAGGAGCUGAGCAUCAGCGCCCGGCAGCAGCCCAGCCCACCCACACCGGCCCCACCAGCCGCCGCCGCUGCCCCAGCCACCACCCCUGGACCCAGGACAGGCGGCCACCCCGAGGAGGCACCUCCACGGCCCAGCCGCAAGAGGAAGCUCCUGGAGGACACAGAGUCCGGCAAGACCCUCCUACUGGAUGCCUACCGAGUAUGGCAGCAGGGCCAGAAGGGCGUGGCCUAUGACCUGGGCCGCAUCGAGAGGAUCAUGUCCGAGACCUACAUGCUCAUCAAGCAGGUGGACGAGGAGGCUGCCCUGGAGCAGGCCGUGAAGUUCUGUCAGGUCCACCUUGGGGCCGCCGCCCAGAGACAGGCUGCAGGGGACACACCCACCACCCCAAAGCACCCUAAGGACAGCCGAGAGAACUUCUUCCCUACAGCUGUGGCCCCUGCAGCCCCCGACCCCACGCCGGCAGACACCCCCCAGCGGCCCAGCGAUGGCCACACCAAGCCUCGUCCUGCACAGGCUGCCGCCCCGGCUGUUGUCACCUGUCCUCCCUCGGCGUCGGCCUCUACCCCAGACCCGUCCAAGGAUCCCGGGCCCCCACGGCCACACAGGCCCGAGGCCACCCCCAGCAUGUCCUCUUUAGGCCCAGAGGGAGAAGAGCUGGCAGGAGGGGCAGAGGGUACGGGCUUCCUGCCCCAGGAGCCGCGGUGCAGCGAGCAGGUGAAGACGGCCCCCGAGGGCCCUCCAGCAGAGCCGCACUGCUGGCCAGCAGAGGCGGCCCCCCGGACAGGUGCCGAGCCCACCUGCAGCCAGGUUGCCAGCUCCAAGGUGCCCAGUGGUGGGAGUGCCCAGCCACCCGAGGGCCACCUGGGCAAGGCUGAGCCUGGCCGGGCCAAAUCACGCCUCCUGCCCAACAUGCCAAAGCUGGUCAUCCCCUCGGCCACCACCAAGUUCCCCCCUGAGAUCACCGUCACGCCGCCCACCCCGACCCUGCUCUCGCCCAAAGGCAGCAUCUCAGAGGAGACCAAACAGAAGCUGAAGUCAGCCAUCCUGUCUGCCCAGUCGGCUGCCAACGUGAGGAAGGAGAGCCUGUGCCAGCCGGCCCUGGAGGUCCUGGAGACGUCGAGCCAGGAGUCCUCGCUGGAGAGCGAGACAGAUGAGGACGAUGACUACAUGGACAUCUGAGGGCCACUCCCCACGCACCACCACCCCCACGCCCCGCCCGGCGGGGUGUCCCCACCACAGGGCCACAGGCCACAGGAGCCCAGCAGGGCCUGCCUCCUUUUUUAUGAAGUGAUUUUCUUUGUAAACGUGACCGCCCCCAGCCAGGAGGCCGCUUCCACCCUCGGCGGGCUCUGCCUGGGUCACGGCAGCGGAGGGUCCUUUUUUGGUUGCUUUUCUAAUAAAGAUGGAACAGUCGUCUUGGCCUCUUUGUCCCCUGGGGUGGCGAUCCCUGUCCAGGCUUUCUGGGCCUUCCUCCCCCAGGCCAGGUCAGGGCCUGACCCACAGGCACCCGGGGAGCAGGCGGGAGCCACACGGGGCAGACGCUCCUGGGAGAGACAGCAGCCGGGCCUGGAAGGAGCACAGGGGUGAGGGCACGUCCCUCCAGGGUCAGGGUCAGGAGGGUCCCAGCCGUGCUGAGGAGGUGGCUUGCACCCCAAUGUGAUGGGCACCCUGGGGA
Physeter macrocephalus (sperm whale) is the source of this 9362-nucleotide messenger RNA. It is a transcript of the gene CABIN1, whose product is annotated as calcineurin binding protein 1. Gene Ontology annotation, cellular component: nucleus. Lineage: Eukaryota; Metazoa; Chordata; Mammalia; Artiodactyla; Physeteridae. Gene Ontology annotation, molecular function: nucleosome binding; protein binding. The coding region runs from base 2234 to 8866 and encodes 2210 amino acids. Gene Ontology annotation, biological process: chromatin organization. The transcript is spliced from 39 exons. The record is from RefSeq and is a predicted model, not a curated record.